UUUGGGCGUUUCAAUUAUCUCACGAGGAACAAAAAGUGUGAUCGAUACGAUCCAACGGUAACGAUUAAAAUGAAACGUAAACGUAGCUAAGCUCCUGGCUCCAAAAGACGCAUGAUGUCUGUCUAGUAGUCAUGUCCAAUAUGGCGUGUAUAUUGUGAGUUGCGUUAACGUGCAGGUUCUGUUCCUGCUUCUAGUGCAAUUAUUUUUUGUGAAUAAAGGGAAUGAGAUAAAUAUAGAAAAUUUGUAAUAAAACAAUGUACAAUGAACUACGGUGGGAAUAUGCCAGAUUGGCACCAAUAUAAUACCUCACAAACAAAUGAAGUUUCAUCUUCUACGCAAAAUAUAAAUUCUGGUCACCUUACAUUCAUUCCUGGUGUCAGUCCUACGUUAAAUCCAAUUAGCCUUAACUCAGAGGGCCUAAAUAAGCAUCAGAAUGAUGCAAAUUACAAUUCAAGAAAUUUUCAAUCUUUUAACAAUGCCUCGAAUGGUUCAACUAUUCCAAAUAAUAGCCCUCUCGCAUCUAUGGUGCAAAUGCAGAAUUGCAUUGGCCAUUAUGGUACUUCAAAUACAAGAAAUCCUAUGUUAGAUAAUAUAAAUGCUUCUGUGGAUCCUAGAAACACUACAAUUGGAACUAUAAAUGAUGAAAUAGGAUACAGAAGUAAUCAGGUGCCUUUCAAUGGACCUAUAGGUCAUCUAAACGGACCAAACUGCAAUUUAAAUGCACCUUCUGGACCUAGAACAGGGCCUGGGUCUAUCCCUGGACCUAGAACUAAUUCUGGACUUGGGACCAAUCCCAGCACUGGAACUGGUCCCAGUUCUAUGUUUGGGCCUGGUUCCAGACAUGGACCGACACUAGGAACUGGAUCAAGCUCUGGAAAUAUGGGACCAAGAAAUACUAAUAUUAAUUCACUACCUCCCGGAAAACCUGGCCCCUCUUCUUCGUUUAUCCCUUGUAAAGGUUUGUGUUGCAAUUCAGAUCCCAAUAUUAAUUAUCAACAAUGGGAGAAGUUUGGAUCCUAUCAAAAUAAUACAUCGUAUAGAGAUAACGUACAUUCAUCUAAUUAUCAGAUCGAAAAUAAACAUUUUGGAAAUAAUUGUAAUUUUAGAAAAGAUAAUUUAGAAGGUAAAGAAGUAAUGAGUCCUGUAUUACCCAAUGCGCCCACUAUAGAUCAUAGAAGAAAUUUUCCAGAUUAUAAAUAUCAUAAGGAUCAUCUAAUGCAUAGAAAUUAUGUAACAUCUUCGGGAAUGUUUCACAAUUACUCCAUGCAAAAUUACAAUUAUUCUACGGAGCAUCAAAAAUAUCCAUAUCCCGUGAAAGAACACGCAAGGACGAAUAAUAUGAACAUGCCGAAUUCAGGAAUACUUAAGCAUCAAGAGCAAAAUUUCAUUCCCCAGCAAAAGUUCAACAACAAACAAUUCCAAUAUCAGAAUGGGAAUAUGUUGUCCAAAGGGAUGCCUAAUUUAAACGUAAACGCAAAUAUGGCAUCAUCCUCUCAAAAUCCGUAUUUCAAUUCGCAAUUUCCAAGAAACAUUUCUGCAGAAAUGCCCCACGAAUGUCAAGAAACCACCGAUAAUACUGCAAUGAUAAACAGGAUGCAGAAUACCUUUAUACACAACUCUUCUCCGCAGCAUCAAGUAUAUCAACACAAAAUAGCAAUGCAAAAAUUUUCAAUAGAAAAUCAUCUUAGAGAACUGAGCAGGAUACCUGGUUAUCAAUCCCAUCCCAAAUAUAAAGAAUGUGUUCUCAGAUAUAGAGAAGUAUUGAAAUUACAGCAAUCGUCUGGAUCAUAUCAAAAUCCAGUUCAACAAACCCCACACGUAGCAACACCGAUAAACACUAUGCCGCCUAUUAAUUUGCAGUUCGAUCAGAAUGGUAUGUUGAUAAAUUCCAAUUAUCUGCCGGAUAAUUUUCCCAAAUUGCAGCAUGCACCGAUCAUGGAGCAAACAUCAAAAGACAUCGAUAAACAAAACAAGGGUCAAGACAUUGGUAUAGUUAACGAAAAGUGUCAACAGCAAUCGGACCAAUUAAUGAUUCCCCAGCAAGGUGAGCACGUUCCUUCUUCUUCUUCUUCUUCUUCUUCUUCUUGUACGGAGACGUUCCAAAAGCAGAAUCAAUUCUCGAUACACGAAGAUUUCAAUCAAAAUCAAUUAAAAGUACAAACGAGCGAGAGCCACAGCUUUAACACUUUGAAUACCAACACCAACACCAGCAACGAAACGAUGACGCAGCAAAAAACGUCGAAAGAGUUUGCCGAUAAACCGGAUUUGGACGUCAGGCAAUUCUUGGCCAAUUGGGACGAAACCGACGACGAAGACGGAACGGCCAACCUGCCUGACGCCGUUCUAAGCGAGACAACCCCGGUCGUCGUGGUGAGUUACGAAAAUAUAGAUCUUUCGUCGAAAACGUCUCAAAGUGCGGAGGUGGUCUCGAGGAAAGUAAGUAAUUUCUGUUCAAACGAGGUUAUGGAAAGCAGUAGUAACAACAAGGAGGCCGAGGCGAGCGUAAUAACUGCCCAAGAUUGUUUGACCAUAUCCUAUUCAGCGUCUGACAAUUCUCAAAUUGUAAAAACUUCCAAAAGAACCAUAGGGGAAGGAGUUGUAAAACCUGGUAGCAUUAUACACUGCAUCAGCAACGGCCCCGACGAAAUACCCACCAUUCACAUAGUGGACAAUUUAGAGAUAAGCAACAUCCUAGGGGCGCCUGAUGACCAGGUUAUACAAACGUUGGAGAAACAGAAAGGGAUACCGUUUUUCAGGGAGUCGAAUAACGAUGGAGAAACUGAAGCUCGCCAGGGUACAGAGCAGGAGAACAAAGCCGAUAGAAAUCCUAUACUGCCCGCUGAUUACACCUCAUCUUUGGAUAAUAUUGAGAAAAAGAGCUCGAGCAUAUCUGAGACUAUGAAAACGGUCCCUGCAAUACAGAGCAGCAACGAGUUGAGGGUGUUGUCGGAGAAGGAGAAUCUGGACGACAAUAUAGAAUUGAAGAAACAGCACAGCUUCGAGGAGUCGCACAAUCCGGACGAUAUCAGCUUACCGGAUUUGCCGACGUCCGAAUGCACUCCUAUAUCCACCACGUUGAACACCCCCAUUCACUCCGACACCGAGGAAUCGUCUCAGAACAUAGAGGAUUUGUCCAUAUCCACGAAUCCCAUAGAGGUGAUGCAAAACAGUCCUGUAAUCAGUUUCACGCAGUUGAACAGCGAGGAUAAAGCGAAGAACGGAUCUCUGGACAGUUUGGAGCUAGAUAACAAUCGUCCUCCUCAUCACAAUCAUCAUCAUCACCACAAUCAUCAUCACCAUCGCAAGAGCAAUAGCUCGAACGAGCAAGAGGUGGAUGAUUUUGAUCUCUCGAGCAACAAUUCUAAAACAAAAUCGGCGGAAAUGAGGAGUAAGAAGAGCGUCGAGGUAAACAGUUCGAGGAAAAAACCUUGUCUGAUGGAUGGAGGGAAAGAGGACGACGCAAGGGGUAUUCUAGCGUCCAUCGAGUACGAGUCGGAGGAUUACGAGAGGAAGCGCAAAGGAGGAUCGACGGAAGCGUUGAUGAGAAUUGAAAAGCGUGGCGACAAUUCCAACGCAAAUUCGAGCCCAACGGCGUCCGAUGACGAGUCGAGAAGCGAUAAAGAGUCGUGCAGGAGGAAACGGAUAAAGGACGUGUCCACGAACACGUCCUGCGAGCUCGAUCCGAAUGCGAGGAAAAGGGCGGCGAGAGAGGGAACCGGUUGGAGGGAGAAGAGCCAGAAAAGCGGUGAUCAUUUGAAACAAUCGAAAGACGCGAGAAGGUUGGACGAUUGUUCGAUCCAAGAAGAGCAUUCUGCGUGCCAUAUCACCUCUCAAUGCAAACACUGUUCCGUUGCUGUGAUAAAGGACAACGAGAAGAGGGGACACGAUCACAGGAUCACGGGUUUAAAGUCGGCCGAGUCCUUCAGGACGAGCAUUACCAAAGAGCUUCCCGAGGAGAGUGCGGAGAACAGGAAACGCGUGGCCGGUAAACCUACGUUCCACGAAACCAUUCAAUCCCAAACGUGUAAAUUGUUGCAGAAAGAUUUGAAAACGACGGUCGACGGGGACGUGAGAUACACGGCCGAGGAGAUGCGUUUGCUGAAAGAGUACAGGAAAGCGAAGGAGAGGAUACUGCAUCAGGAUACCCAGGAGGAGAGAAAGAGGUCGAGGAGCGGUCACAAGGUGGUGAGAUGUUCCCAAAUACAGAAGCAGAGCAACGAGGUGCGCAAAAAUCCGUGUCCAGACCAAAAUGCAACCUCUGCAACCAAUUUGAAUCUCCAGGAGGAAGGGAAGAAGGGGCAUCCGUUGAAGGGUUUGGGCCCCCCCGACUUUGGCAUACAAGUAGCGAACGUGAACUUGAAAAUCAAGGACAACGACGUGGGUAAGAAGUUGAUCCUGGCCGACAAUGGACAGGAGCACGUGAAGGAUUCGUUGGAGGGUAUCCAAAUCGAGAUCAACGUUUCGUGUACGGACAGAAACGCGAAGGAGCAGCAGACCAAGCGACUGUUGUACGACGACCGUAGCCUCUACGAGAUCCCCCCUUUCGCGUUGGAAUGCCAACAUUCCAAAGAAAGCGAGUUGUCGAGCAGAGAUCACGAGAAAAAACUCGAAAAGGCCGUGUUGGAUCCCAUUGAGUCGAGGGAGCAGGGUAAAGGUGAGAAAGACUCGAGAGAAGAGAACGAGGAAACGAAUUCUAAGGAAACUUGCACAAAUAAAGCGUUGUGCGACGAUGCGUCGAGAGGUAUUAAUGACGCUGAUCCCGUGGAUAUGGUGAAACCGAAAAUAACUAGUAGUGCCAUAAUUGAUGCAAAUAAUAAAAUUAAGAAUAAGCUGGAGAACGAAGAUAGUGAGGAUAAUCGAAGGAAGAAAGGGGAAGGUGCCGCGUGUUCCAUCGACGUCUCGAAUGUAACCACGGAGAAGGAGUUGGCGUGUCUCUCGAGGACUUCUGCGAAACUGGCUGAGAGCAAUGUUGCCGAGUUGAGGAGCAAUCCGAGCAACUUGGAUUUCAAGAAUUCGGCCAAAUAUUCCGGUAUGGAUUUGGACCACCGGCUUGACGAGGGAUCUGAGAAGGAUGAGGCGUACAGAUGGAAGAAGCCAAAGAUAGACGACAUUUUCGAAGACUGUGAAAUGUUUGGGAGCAGCGACGGGUACAUAAAUCCCAUAUUCUCGAGUAUAGAUAAGAUGGAAGAUCUGCACACAGUUCCUGUAUACACAACCAAAGAUGGAAAGAUAUCGUAUAGUCCUAAUCGAAGGUUCACUUAUCACGAAUUGAUGAUGGAGGCGCGUAAACGAGACUUGCCUUACUCCUCCGUGAAGAAAUCCCACUACGCGGAGAAUUGGAACAAUUGUUACAACUCGUCCAAGUUUCGUAAAUUGUACAAGAAGAGGAGGCAUCACGGCGCCAGCGAGAGGAACAAGUACGAGUAUAAGAACACCAGGUACCUUUACGAUAGGAAGAGGAACAAUUCGGACGAGUUUUACAAUAAGAACCACGUUAAGUACAAAGACUACGUUCACAGCAUUAGGAACAAUAAUGCCGUGUGGACUGAUCAUUAUAAGAUGGACAAGAUGUACAGCAGCAGCGAUUCCGACGAACAGAUCGUGGACCGUGAUAAAAAUUCCGAGGCGAGUAAUUGCAGAAAGGAUACGAGCUGUGUGACGAAAUCGCAGAAAGACGAAUCGACGAUCGGCGACGAGAAAUUAGAUGUGGAAUCUAAGAGUGAGGAGAAUAAUUUGUCGAACAAAGACAAAGAUUUAGAUCUAGGAGACACGGUUCAAUUUAAUAUUCUUGAUAAAGGUAAGGAAGAAAUUACUAAUUACAAUGAACCUGAUGUGCAAUCGAAUAUCGCGCCAACCUCUGCAGAAUCGGAUCAUGAAAAUGAUAAAAACCAAAAUGCGGAGGAUAAAUGUUUGGAUGAUUCAGAAUUGAAAGAAGAUGUUCGAGCGAAUGAGAAUGAAAAUUCGAAAAAUGAAUGCGCUGAUAAAAUAAAUGAUAAAAUUGAAUUGGAAAAUGAAACUAUUGGCGAGAAUGAAGAGAAGGAGGAGUCAAGUUCGAAAGAAGAAGAAAAAUCCUCGAUGGACGAAAAUAUGGAAUUUGCUUCGUGCGAUGUCGAAGAGGAGAAGAACAAAAAGGUUAGUUUGGAAGAAAUUAUCGAACAGCAGGAAGAAGGAAUCGAUACGAAUGCGUUGGAUGGUGAAACUGCUCCAGAAAUUGAAAAGAGUUUUGAAAGUAUAAUGGAUAGCGUAGAGAUUAAGAAAAGUUCAGAAACUGACCGAGUUACAACAGAGUCCAUAAUUGACGCGACGAGUGAAGUUUCAGAAGUUCGAGUAGAAUCUAACGACGGAUUCGAUGAAAUUUCGCAAGAAUUUUCGAAUCCGGAGAAACCGAGUGACGUGUUCGAUGAAAUUGCGAACGAAAAAUGUGAGAGAGACGAGGGAAAUACGUUGGAGAAUUGCGAGAGGGAGGGCGUGCAAUUCAUCACGGAGGUUGAAAUCCCUAGCGAAAAUCAAGAAGAUUUAAACGAGGAGGUGAGGGAGAAAGAUGGCGAGGUUUUGGAGUAUAAUAACGACGACAAUUCGUUGAAAGACAGUUCCGUGAUGGAACAGGAGGAACCCGAAUCUCAAUUGAUGUUGACAGAGUUGACCGAUCGUUACAUUUCUGUUGAAACGAUUGAAUACGACGAAAAUAUUAACACGGCGGAUUCUUCAGAUCAAAUAAUGGACGAGGAGCAAAAUUUUUCCGAGGAACAAAAUUUUGUCGGUUUCCCAGAGGAUCAAAUCGACAUCGAGGAUAAAUGUAUCACCGAGACCGUGUCGAAUAAAGGCGAGAUAGAAGUCAUUCUGUCAAAUAUAGAGGAAACUUUGGUCGAGGAAACGAUAGGAAGUGACGGUACGAGGAUCGAGAACGAUGAACAAGAUGAUUUGUUGACGCGGAUGAAUUGCGAUCAAGAUUCGUCGGUGGAGAAAGAGACGCUUAUUUUCAACGCGUAUUGCGCCAACUCGCCAACAGGUGUGGACGUUGAAAUUAGGAAAAAUAAGACUGAAGAAGACGAAUCGAAGAAAGAAGAGGAAAUCCGUGAAGAAAGGGUUAAGGAUAAAAAUUUAAUCAACUCGUCGGAUAGCAAUACGGACGUGGAGGCGAUACCCAAACUGAUUAUAAAGAAAGCCGACCCGUCACAUUUGAAAUCGGAGCGUUCAAUAGAUCGUAGAGAUUCUUCUGAAACUUACAAUAAUAAUAAAUACGAUACGAAAUUAUUAUCCGAAUUACGUCCAAAAAUACCGAAGGUGAUCAUUAUGAAGAAUAGGUCACGAUCGGUGACCCCGACGGUGGAAAUUUUGGAAAAAUCCAAAUACGACAAAUCCCCGGAUCAAAGCAAAAGUAUGGAUGUGGAUAACAAAGACGUCGAAUCGUAUACUUUGAAGUACAGUAAUUACGAAAAUAAGGUACCCAAGGUGAGGAUAAAAUUGGAGGAUAUAUCGUCGAAAGAUUUGAAAUUAUAUUUAAAACGGAAAGCUACCAAGAAAACUGUCCCAAAGAUGAGAAUUAAGAAGCUUAAAACGCAAGAGAGUGAAAGGUUUGAGAUGGAGAAUAGUUCAGGGACAGAAGAAGAAGAAGACGAAGAAGACGAAGAAGAAGACGAAGAAGAAGAAGAAGAAGAAGCGGAAACUUCUUCCGACGAGGAAGAAGAUACAAAUUUUCACGAAUCGAUGUCCAGCGACGUGGAAACCGAAAGAAUACCGAAACUAAAAUUGAAAAAACAAGAAGAAAAUAAAUAUUUUUCGCCAGAAAGAAGCAAAGGGAAAGAUUCGAAUAUUUCUAAAAUUUCCUUGAAAAAAACCAAAAGAACUAGGGAAGAAGAUUCGAAACACACUGCCAAUAAGAAUACGGCAAUUAACGACGAAUUAAAGAAAAAGUUUCCUCAGUGCAUUAUCGAGAAAAUUCCUAAGGUUAUAAUAAAAAGAACCCAGAUCGGGGCGGAAUUUAAAUGCGAGAUUAGUAAAAGUAAAAAGACUUCGAUCGCCGAAACCUCAAAGUGGCAACCGAAAGUAAAAUUGCAAAGAUUAAAUGUUCUGGAUUAUAUGGUGAAAGAUUUGAAGCAAUCGAAAAGUAUCAUUGAUACGACCACUCACGUAAACGAUAAUAAAGAUAAUGAUAUUAGUAAUGAGGUUGCAAUUGACAAUAAUAAAAUAAAAUUAUCUAGAUCUAAUUCAGUAUCCAAUUUAUCUCCCACUAAGUGCAAACAGAGAAGAUUAUCGGACUCUGGUUUUAUAAAAAUACACUCGAAAUCGAUGAUCACCGAAUUCGAUGAUAACUUAGAUGAUAAUAUGGAUGAUAAUAUUUUCAAAUCAAACGACAAUGAAAGUAAAAAUUUAAAGAAGAAAGGGAAGAAGAAAUUAUUUUCUCAAAAUGAACAAACUUAUUGUAAUUAUAAUGAUGAGAGCGAGGAUGAAAUAAAAGAGACUGUCACGAAACAUUCCUUUAGAAAUAUUUUAACGAACGAAAACAACGAUCUGAUGGUUGUGAAGAAGAAAUACUCAUCAUUUGGGACCAAGGGAAGUACAUCUCUUGUAGAAGAUAAAUUUCUAGAUUCUGUCACGUGUUUAGAUAAUAAUGAUAAUGAUAGUACAAUAAUUAAAAUCGAUUCUUCUGAUGAAAGUCAAACUACCAUAGAAAUUCUACCAGCAUCACCAAAUAGUAGCGAUGAUGAACCAAAGAAUUCUGAAUCUGAAAAUACUAGUAAAAUAAACAUGGCAAAUGCAAUCCCAACACAAUUGGAAUUAGAAUUGGAGCUUAUCGAUAACAAUAAUAUGUAUUCCGAUAUAUUUGCAUCAAAAAUUGACUAUGCGUCCCAUUCUAAGAACAAAUAUAUUAAUCAAGAAUCGACUGAAUCAUAUUUCGAUGAAUUUCAACAUUUCUCGCAAGAUACUUUUGAUCAAAACGAUCAUAUCUUAAUAAAAAAUCAACAAUCGUAUAAUUCGCAAAAAGAAUCAAAUGAUUAUUUUUAUUGCAAUGAUUUAUUAGUUAAAGAAGUAUUAGCUGCUAAGGAAACAUUGAAGAAAUGUUUGACUCGGCCGGAAAACGUAGAUAUAGAUGAAAGAAAAUCGCGAUUGAGAACAGUAGCUGAGAAGAAGCAAGGUUUAAGUUUCAGUUUUAACGAUUUUGAAAAAUCAUUAGAUAAAUUUGAAAAGGUAUGUACUAACAAGGAAAAUGAUGAAGUAAAAAAGGAUAGAACAUCUAAAAAUUUAGAAAAGAAAGGGCAUAAAUCUCCUCGUAGAAUGAAAACGGAAGAAAUUGAAGAAAGUUGUUCGAAACAGGAUGAAAGUUUUUCCCUGGUUUGCCCUACAGCUUCCACACAUGAAGAGAAUAAUAUUUCCGAAUUGACAACGAUUUCGUUAAAAGCUUCUAAAAAAUUUGAUAAAACAACAAUGAGUAACAAGGCAUCUGUGAACAAUUCUGAUCCAUUACAUAACAACACGAAAGAAUUGCAGGAGGAAAAAUCUCAGAAAAAAAACAAUAGCAGCGAAUAUCAGAAGGAAAAUGAUACAAAGACAAAGGAGGAUAAUAUGCCAUUAUUAGUGCCAGAGUUUUCUUUAAAUUUUGAUUCCAAUUCAGAUAGAGAUAGUUCCAGAUCUCCGCCUGUUAUAACGAAUCAAGAAGAAGUUGAACAAAUGAUAGGAGAUGUAAAGUUGAUGGAAAGUAAAAUGAUAAGUCAGAUUGAAAAAAUAGAUGAAAAUAAAAAACAUUCCUAUAAAGACUGUGAAAUGACAAUUGCUGAUAUUAUAACGCAAUUAGCUUAUCAUGAAAAGGCAACAAUAAAACAUAAAAGAUAUUGCAAUUUGUGCGAAAGAUGGUUUCCCACAACUUCACGACAUCGCCGACAUUUAGCUGGAUAUCAACAUCGUUAUAUGGAAUUGACACAACGUAAAAGUAUACACGCGCUUUUUAUUCUUUUUACUGGUAAACCAUGUCCAAAGCUUUUGCCAGCAAAUGUCAUUCGCAGUGAUUGUUCUAUAGGAGAAUUGACACCUUUGCAAAUUGCGGUUCAGGAUGUUGCAAAAUGUGUUGAAUAUGUGCAACCGGAUCAUAAGACAAAAGAAUAAUGAUUUAUAGUAAUGAAUUACUAUAAAUUAUUUUGGCUUGCAUAGAUGCAUUAGAUGAUUUCCUGUGAUUAUGUAUACUGAAACAAAUGAUGUGAGUACCUUUGAAAAAUGUACUAUAAUGAUAAACACAAAAUGAAUUCUGUGACUCUUUUAAUCUCAAUGGAAUUGUAUAUUUUCAAUAUGAUUACUAUUCUUGGCAAUCAUAUUAUAUAAUUAUAUCAUUAUAUAACAUCUACAUAUAAAAACAAUGAAAUUAACAUCUGUGAGCUUUGCAAAAAAAGAAAGCUUUGUUGAUUGAUGUUAAUUGUUAAGUUACUUGAAAGUUACUUUAAGUAGUUAGAUAUUUAGCCAAAGAUUUUAGCAAAAAAAAAAAAAAAAAAAAAAAAA
Messenger RNA from Apis mellifera (honey bee), 10488 nucleotides. RefSeq lists its product as uncharacterized. The record is from RefSeq and is a predicted model, not a curated record. The coding region runs from base 262 to 10101 and encodes 3279 amino acids. The transcript has 4 exons. NCBI's taxonomy places the organism in Eukaryota, Metazoa, Arthropoda, Insecta, Hymenoptera, Apidae.